GAGGGUGGCGGCCGCCGGUGCGCGCGGGGCGCUGUGUGUGCGCGCUCUCCCUCUCGGGGAGGAAGAUGGCCCAGAAGGGAAAGUUGGGGUGACGCGAGCAGCCCCCGGAGGCUCGGCGGGGGCCGCCGCGGCGAGCCCGACGGAGCGGCAGCCAGGCAGGCCGGGGGGGUGGGGGUGGGUGGCGGGGGGGCGCGCAGUCCGGGUGCCUCCGCCGCCGCCGAGGCGCCCGCCCCCUCACUGCAGGUGGCCGCGGGUGCCCCGGGUCCGGGCGGGCGCGCGGGGGAGCCCGGCUGAGGGAUGGGCUGCGCCCCCAGCAUCCACGUCUCGCAGAGCGGCGUGAUCUACUGCCGGGACUCGGACGAGUCCAACUCGCCCCGCCAGACCACCAGCGUGUCGCAGGGCCCCGCGGCCCCCCUGCACGGCCUCUUCGUCCAGACCGACGCCGCCGACGUUAUUCUCCCGAGCCGCGCGUCGGGACCCCCGGGCGCCACUCGCGUCCGCAGGGCCCGCGCCGAGCUGGGCAGCGGCGGCAGCAGCAGCAGCGGCAGCGCGGGCUCCGCAGCCCCCGCCGCGACCACCUGCAGGGGCCGGAGGCGGCACUGCUGCAGCAGCGCGGAGGCCGAGACCCAGACCAGCUACACCAGCGUCAAGCAGGUCUCUUCAGCAGAGGUGCGCAUUGGGCCCAUGAGACUGACACAGGAUCCUAUUCAGGUUUUGCUGAUCUUUGCAAAGGAAGAUAGUCAGAGUGAUGGAUUCUGGUGGGCCUGUGACAGAGCUGGUUAUAGAUGCAAUAUUGCUCGGACUCCAGAGUCAGCCCUUGAAUGCUUUCUAGAUAAACAUCAUGAAAUUAUCGUAAUAGAUCACAGACAAACUCGAAACUUUGAUGCAGAAGCGGUGUGCAGGUCGAUCCGGGCCACAAAUCCUUCCGAGCACACAGUGAUCCUUGCGGUGGUUUCACAAGCAUCGGGUGACCGUGAAGAGGCCUCGGUCCUCCCUCUCCUGCAUGCAGGCUUCAACAGGAGAUUUAUGGAGAAUAGCAGCAUAAUUGCUUGCUAUAACGAACUGAUUCAAAUAGAACACGGGGAAGUUCGCUCUCAGUUCAAAUUACGGGCCUGUAAUUCAGUGUUUACAGCAUUAGACCACUGUCACGAAGCCAUAGAAAUUACAAGCGAUGACCAUGUGAUUCAGUACGUCAACCCAGCCUUUGAAAGGAUGAUGGGCUACCACAAAGGCGAGCUGCUGGGGAAAGAGCUCGCCGAGCUGCCCAAAAGUGAUAAGAACCGGGCCGACCUUCUCGACACCAUCAACACCUGCAUCAAGAAGGGCAAGGAGUGGCAGGGGGUUUACUAUGCGAGACGGAAAUCCGGGGACAGCAUCCAACAGCACGUGAAGAUCACCCCGGUGAUUGGCCAAGGAGGGAAAAUUAGGCAUUUUGUCUCCCUCAAGAAACUGUGUUGUACCACUGACAAUAAUAAGCAGCUUCACAAGGUUCAUCGUGAUUCAGGAGACAAUUCUCAGACAGAGUCUCACUCAUUCAGAUACAAGAACAGAAGGAAAGAGUCCAUUGAUGUGAAAUCGAUAUCAUCUCGAGGCAGUGAUGCCAAGCUGAGCCACCAGAACCAGAACCAGAUACGACUUCCUUUAUUCUCUUCAGCACCAAGCCUACAGAAUCGUCGCUAUCCAUCCAUGGCAAGGAUCCAUUCCAUGACCAUCGAGGCUCCCAUCACAAAGGUUAUAAAUAUCAUCAAUGCAGCCCAAGAGAACAGCCCUGUUACAGUAGCAGAAGCCUUGGACAGAGUUCUAGAAAUUUUACGGACCACAGAACUGUAUUCCCCUCAGCUGGGUACCAAAGAUGAAGAUCCCCACACCAGUGAUCUCGUUGGAGGCCUGAUGACUGAUGGCUUGAGAAGGUUGUCAGGAAACGAGUAUGUGUUCACUAAGAAUGUGCACCAGAGUCACAGUCACCUUGCGAUGCCAAUAACCAUCAACGAUGUCCCCCCUUGUAUCGCUCGAUUACUUGAUAACGAAGAAAGCUGGGAGUUCAACAUCUUUGAAUUGGAAGCUGUUACACAUAAAAGGCCAUUGGUUUACCUGGGCUUAAAGGUAUUUUCUCGGUUUGGAGUUUGUGAAUUUUUACACUGCUCUGAAACUACUCUUCGCUCCUGGCUCCAACUGAUUGAAGCCAACUACCACUCCUCCAAUGCCUACCAUAACUCCACCCAUGCCGCCGAUGUCCUGCAUGCCACUGCCUUCUUCCUCGGAAAGGAACGAGUGAAGGGAAGCCUUGAUCAGCUGGAUGAGGUGGCAGCACUGAUCGCCGCCACAGUGCAUGACGUGGAUCACCCAGGAAGGACCAACUCCUUCCUGUGCAAUGCAGGCAGUGAACUCGCCGUGCUCUAUAACGACACCGCUGUCCUGGAGAGCCACCACACCGCACUGGCUUUCCAGCUCACAGCCAAGGACAGCAAGUGCAACAUUUUCAAGAACAUUGACAGGACCCAUUAUCGAACACUGCGCCAGGCUAUUAUUGACAUGGUUUUAGCAACAGAGAUGACCAAACACUUUGAACAUGUGAACAAAUUUGUGAACAGCAUCAAUAAGCCAAUGGCAGCUGAGAUUGAGGGCAGUGACUGUGAAUGCAACCCUACUGGGAAGAACUUUCCUGAAAACCAAAUCCUGAUCAAGCGUAUGAUGAUCAAGUGUGCUGAUGUAGCCAACCCUUGUCGCCCCCUGGACCUGUGCAUCGAAUGGGCUGGGAGGAUCUCUGAGGAGUAUUUUGCACAGACUGAUGAGGAGAAGAGACAGGGGCUCCCUGUGGUGAUGCCAGUGUUUGACCGGAACACCUGCAGCAUCCCCAAAUCCCAAAUCUCCUUCAUUGACUACUUCAUAACAGACAUGUUUGAUGCUUGGGAUGCCUUUGCCCAUCUGCCAGGCCUGAUGCAACAUCUGGCUGAUAACUACAAACACUGGAAGACAUUAGAUGACCUCAAGUGCAAAAGUCUGAGGCUUCCAUCUGACAGCUAGAGCCAAGACAGAAGGGGACCUCGUGAUCUGCAAAGGGCACUGUGAAUCACAGUCAUGUAAAUAAGAGGCAUUCCUUUCUAGUGAAAAGGACAGGUGUAGGUGAAAGAGAUGGUGGGUUUUUUUGUUGUUGUUUUUUAAAGACUUUAUUCAUUUAUUUGACAGAGAGAGAGAGAUAGCGAGAGCAGGAACACAAGCAGGGGGAGUGAGGGAGAGGGAGAAGCGGGCUCCCCGCUCAGCAGGGAGCCCGAUGCGGGGCUUGAUCCCAGGACCCUGGGAUCAUGACCUGAGCCGAAGGCAGACGCUUAAUGACUGAGCCACCCAGGCGCCCCAAAGAGAUGGUGUUUAAUAUUGGACUCUGAAUCAUCCAAGUCCCCAAACUGCAUUUUUAGAAAGUUACAUUCCAUGAAGAAAAAUACAUGUUCUUUUGAACACUGAAGUGACAGAAUAAACACAGGGCAAAAUCCUUCGUCCUGUUGUCACCCUGUCUGUCCUCAUCAAACCAUGGAGCUCAUUUACUAUAACUAGCAGGACACACGCAGCAAAGACUUGGUGCCUGUGAGCCCAUCUUGCUGGAUGACAAAGUAGCUUAGCUAGUGUUCAGCUCGUCUCUUACCAUAAAAGUCACCGUCACUGUUUAGCUUGACUAUUUUCCUCAAGAGUCUCAGGCUGAAGAAUUCAUAAUACGUAAGGAAAAAAAUGAGCAAAACAACUAGGACCAAAUUACUGAUAAACGAGUUAGUUUCACCGCCUCUAUGGCUAAGCAGUUCCUUUGCUCAGCGGAGUGACACCCAAGGCCAACCACUGCCUUGGCCUGGUGAGUGCCUGCUGUAGACCGGUAGCAGCACCUUUGUGGCUGUGUGGCCCUCCUUCCUAGAAGAGGAAUUCAGCCUAACACAAAGCCCUUCAUGAUGGGCAAGGGACUGACACCUUGUUUGGGGGGUGGAAUCCAAGAGCUUCCCUUAUUCCUGGUUUACAGAGGCAGUCACAAGGCACUAUGGUGAGUAUAUAAAAGCCAUUAAAUUUGAAUGCCCUUGGAUAAGCUUUAAAAAAAAAAAAAUUUAUAUACGUUUGCUGUUUAAAAUUUUUAUUAAAGCACUCUAAAUUUA
Molecule: messenger RNA, 4130 nt
Organism: Mirounga angustirostris (Northern elephant seal)
Lineage: Eukaryota; Metazoa; Chordata; Mammalia; Carnivora; Phocidae
Gene: PDE8B
Product: phosphodiesterase 8B
Exons: 22
Coding region: 298-3024 (908 amino acids)
Biological process (GO): signal transduction
Molecular function (GO): 3',5'-cyclic-AMP phosphodiesterase activity
Source: RefSeq, a predicted model, not a curated record